Arthroderma uncinatum is the source of this 681-nucleotide messenger RNA. RefSeq names its product SMB protein. Gene Ontology annotation, biological process: mRNA splicing, via spliceosome. The transcript has 5 exons. The record is from RefSeq and is a predicted model, not a curated record. Lineage: Eukaryota; Fungi; Ascomycota; Eurotiomycetes; Onygenales; Arthrodermataceae. Gene Ontology annotation, cellular component: U2-type prespliceosome; U4/U6 x U5 tri-snRNP complex; U2 snRNP. Gene Ontology annotation, molecular function: RNA binding. Bases 1 to 681 code for a protein of 226 amino acids.
AUGGCUUCAAACAAGCAGGGAAAGAUGAUCAAUUAUAGGAUGAGGGUUACUUUGACCGAUGGCCGACAGAUGACCGGCCAGAUGCUUGCAUUCGACAAGCACAUGAACCUCGUUCUCGCAGACACCGAAGAGUUCCGUCGAGUAAAGAAGAGAUCCGCCAAAGGAGGACAGUCUGCGGCAGGCAGCACCCCACAGCUGGUCGAGGCAGAGGAGAAGAGAACGCUGGGACUCACGAUCGUGCGCGGAACACACGUUGUAUCAUGUUCGGUCGACGGCCCACCACCAGCAGAACCAGCUGCUAGACUAGGAACGACCGCUACCGGUAUCCCUGGUGGUGUCUCCGCGACACUCGCUGCGGGCCCUGGAAUCAGCAAACCUGCUGGAAGAGGGCUGCCUGUUGGUCUUGGUGGACCGGCUGCUGGCGUUGGAGGGCCACCUCCUCCUGCUGGAUUUGGCGCAUUCCCACCACCGGCGGGCUUCCCUGGUGGCCCGCCUCCUGGCUUUGGAGGUCGAGGAGGACCUCCUGGAGGACCGCCUGGAGGACCACCCGGAUUUGGACCUCCACCAGGCUUUGGCGCUCCUGGAGCCCCUGGCGGACCUCCUGGAGGAUUCCAACCACCACCUGGCUUCCAGCCUCCAGGGCAAGGGAGGGGCUUCCCACCUGGUAUGGGCGGACGAUAA